This is a messenger RNA of Blepharisma stoltei, 1821 nucleotides long. The record is from the annotation of a GenBank genome assembly. NCBI's taxonomy places the organism in Eukaryota, Ciliophora, Heterotrichea, Heterotrichida, Blepharismidae.
AUGGGCAAAAAGCUCGGAGUCAAGAGAAAUCGUGGUAAAAAGUUCGUUUACAAAGAAAAAGAAACUGUUGAUAUCCCCAAAAAAGUCAAAUCUAAAAGUAUCUUCAGAGAUAAACGUCUGGGUGAAAAGAAUGAAAACCUUGGCAAAGAAGAAAAAUACUUGAUUAGAUUUCAAAAAGAAAGAGAACUUGUAUCAAGGCGAAACCAAAAAUUCGAGCUCGAUGACACAAUUACACUGACACAUAAGGGCGUAAAGCUUGAAGAUCUUGCAGAUGAUUAUGUCGAAGACUACGAUGUCGUCCAAUCAGACGAAGAAGACCUUGAAAAGCCAAAAAAACACCAAAAGAUUGAUGAUGACCUUGUAAAUGAAGAACACUUUGGAAUGGGUGGUGGCCAUAAAAGCAAAAAAGACGCUUAUGCUGAAAUUAUUGAAAAAUCCAAGCAGCAUAAAAUGCUGAGGCAAAAAGAAAAAGACGAAAACAAUGAAAUAAUGAGAGACAUUGAUAUGAAUUUGGGAGAAAUCACACAGAAACUCAAAUUCAAAGAUAAAACAAGGCCUGCAGAUGAAGAUGAAUAUGAUAAGCUGAUAGACGAAAUCAGGAUGGAUAAUACUUUGCAUUCCGCAAAUGUCAUCAGUGAAGAAACUGCAGAAAUUCUUGAAAAAAAAGAAGAGCUUGAAAAGCUUGGAGAAAACUGGGAAAUCCCUCAGGAAUAUGAAGAAUUCGCUCAAAAGAUGGGAAAGAAACCUCUUGAGAGCUUAGAAAAAAUGAAAUUAUGGAAUAAAGCUUACAAAAGAGCAAGCAGGGACAAGCUGCAAAAAAUUUUGGAGCAUUCAUUAAGAUUUUUGGCUUUGAAUUGGGAUUUGGAAAAAGAAUUCAAAAAAAAUAAUUAUGACGAAAUUAUCAAAUUUUUCUAUGAAUUAUGUAAAGAUUACCCAUAUGCAUCAGAGCAAACCUGCUUAGAGCUUACUACAGAGCUUGGAAAAGAGCUCUCUCUCAAUCUCAUUGCAUUUUUCCACAUCUCAGGUCUACUUUUUGACAUCAAUUUGGCAGAUACUCUUUCUUCAAUUCUCACUGACAUGGCAUCACAGCUUUUCAUUUAUUUCCCAUUCCUUGAUAAAUUACAAACCCGAAACUUUUUGCUUCUAGCCAAAGUCUACAUCGAUAUUUGGCUAACUCCAAAUAAUUUUUACUCUCCUGAAUGUACACGAGGCUUAUUAAGAGUAUUUCAAAAUCUUGGCCAGCAGCCUUAUAAUGAAGAAUUUAAUUUAAAGCUUCUCUUUUCUGAUCUCACAGAUUCCAAUCUUCACACUAUGGCAAGCGACCUUUUCACUGUAAUUCAAAAAUCAUUUUCCAAUGAGCCUGCAUUUUCUUUAAUCUUGUCUCAAUUUUUACCAUUUUUAGACAAGUCUCUCAAUAUCUCCUGCGAGCCUGUCACAAACCCUAUAAAAUUCAAAAUAGAAAAGCCUCAAGAAAUCGAAACUUUUGAGCCUUUUAUUCUUGACAGAAUUACAUCAGUUAAACAAGCAAAAGAUCCAAAUAAAGUUUUAACAGAAACAGACAAACUUAAAAUGCAGACCAAAAAAGCUACAAAAUUAACUAAAAAAGUUCUGCAGAAAGAGACAGAAGUGGAAGUCUCUGAAAAAUUCACAGAAAAUAAGCUUAGACAGCAAGGAAAAGAACAAAAACAAAACAAAGUCAGGUCAAUGCUUGACGAAAUGCAAGCUGAAUACAAAAAGCUUCAAACUACAAAUGAGCUUAAAAAGGAGAAGAAAAAACGCAAAGGUAGAAUGGCAGGCAAUAAGACAGAAAGCCACAGAUAA